GGACAACGGGAGCACAACAGAGCUGGAGUGACACUGGUGUCCGUGCGUGCAAGCCAGGAGGCAGACAGACAUCUGGACCCACAGAAGUCGGGGGCCAGGACCCAUGGGGCCUACUGACCUUCAGGGCCAGACGUGGUUGGGAAUCCUGCUCUCAGCCUCACUGCUGACAUCAUGGACUCUGCUGGCUGCUGCCCUCGAUGCCAACCCACCGGACAGUGCCUCAAAGGCGCUGGCCACUCCCACCAUCACCGUCAGUCCCAGCAACCCCACAGAGCUGAGGGAGCAGGUGACCUGCCAGUGCUUCACCGCCGAGGCCAACGUGACUGUCAGUUGGAUCUUCAACAACCACUCACUGGUGCCCCACGAGCGCAUGCAGCUGUCAGAGAACCGCAGGAUACUCAGCAUCCUCGUGGUCCAGCGGGAGGACACCGGCAGCUACCAGUGUGAAAUCGGGGACGGGGUCCAGUCCAUACAGAGCAACGUUGGCUUCCUGAACGUCAGCUAUGGCCCGGACCCCAUUGAAUUCCACCUGGAUUCGGGCACGCUUGGCGAGAACGUGAUGGAGGUGCUGGAGGGCUCCACGGUGGCCCUGUCCGCUGACACAAAGUCGUGCCCGUCUCCCCUCUACAUGUGGUACCUGCCCAGCGGCCACAUCCUGCCAUCCUACAACCACACCCUCCAUCUCUCCAACGUGUCCCUGCAGCAGGGGGGCACCUACAGGUGCCUGGUGAACAACAGCGCCACCCAGCUGCUGCGCCUGGGCGCCCUGCAGAUCCGAGUCCUGGAAAGACUGACCAAGCCCCACGUGGUGGCCCCGAGCAGCAACCUGGCGGAGAACAAUGUCUUUGUGAACCUGCACUGCCAGACCCCCCACCAGCGGGCCGGGGUCCACUGGUACAUAGACGGCAGCCAGCUCCUCCUGCCCAGCGAGCGCCUGAAGCUGCUGGCCGACAACCGGACCCUGUCCAUCCAGGUCCUCCUGCGCAACGACACAGGACCCUACCAGUGCGAGGUCUGGGACGCGGGCGGCUGGGAGGUCAGCGACCCCGUCAGCCUGGUCAUCAACUAUGGCCCCAGCCUUGUGCAGAUCAGCAGCAACCUGGAGCCCUGGGUAGCGACAAACAGCAUAUCGGGGCCGCUCAACUCCAGCCUGAUCCUGCACUGUCGUGCUGACGACACCCUGCCAGCCCCCCAGUACCGCUGGACCUUUGAGGGUGCCCCCUGGGAGCACCUGGGGCAGCAGCUGGCCAUCCCGGCGCUGACCUGGGACCACCAGGGCAUCUACAACUGCACGGUCAACAACUCCUUGGCGCACCGCACAGCGCAGACCUUCGUGAGACUCUGGGUGACAGAACCCCCUGAGCCGGCGCUGUCUGCAGGGGCCAUCGCUGGCAUCGUCAUCGGGAUCUUGGGCUUCAUUUCCCUAGUCGCCGGGUUGGGCAUCUUCCUCCACUUCAGAAAAGCCAGGGCCUCAAGGAAGCCACCAGAGAGUUCUGUCAGCAAGGACGUGACAUCCCCCUCCGUGGAAGAGCGCCCCGUGGAGCCCAGCUUCAACUUGCCCAGACCCACGUAUGCCAACAUGACUGACCCUCCAAGACAGACCCGAUUCAGAAAGGAUCCACCACCAGACACCUCAGAACACUUGUAUGAGAAGGAUCUGCCCUCAGUAUCCCGUGGGGAUCAACCCCACACCCCCCUGAGGCCGCUGCCCAAGCCUGUGCUGCCAGCACCAGACCCCGUCCCUCCACAAGGAAACACAGAGUCUGACUAUGAGAUGCUGGUGAAUCCAGAAACCGACGCUGACAUUUACUGCCACAUCAACCCCAACAGCACCACAGUCUCCUUCAGUGCACUGGGGGCCGAGUCUGAACCUGGGUCGUGCGCAUAGCAAAGCAGCGCACUAGCCGAGUGAGCUAUUCCGUCAGCCCCAAGCAAAAGCUACUUAGUGAGUACACCACAGCAAGGUGUAAACAAAGCCACCCUCAGCCUCAGUGACUCACAGGACCCCAAAAUUGUUCUCAUGGUGACAAUUUAUCAUGUAGAAACUGGGUGGAGAAUCAGAUAAACAAAGGGAAAAGGAAAAGGAAAAGGCGUGUGCACUGGAGCAUGGACAAGGCUUGUUAGCUACUGAUUCAAUACACUAGUGGGUUUUUGUCUUUAUUCUUUUAUUUUUUAUGUUUUUAGCCGAGAACUGCUCAACUCUAGCUAAUGGGUGGUGCAGGGUAUUGAACCUGGGACCUCAGAGCCUCAGGCAUGGGAGUCUCUUUGCAGAACCACUGUGCUAUUUCUUUUCUUUUCUCUUUUUCUUUUCUUUCUUUCUUUCUUUCUUUCUUUUUUUUUUUUUUAACCAGAGCACUGCUCAGCUCUGGCUUAUGGCGGUGUGUACCUGGGAUUGUACCUAGGACUUUGGUGCUCAGGCAUGAGUCUCUUUUGCAUGCUGUUUCUUCUUUAUUAGAACACUGCUCAGUUCUGGCUGAUGGUGAUGCUGGGGAUUGAACCGGGGACCUCAGAGCCUCAGGCAUGAAGGGCUUUUUGCAUCCCCAUUAUGCUGUCUCCCCAGCCCUAAAAGAUAGUUUAAAAGGGUCUAUUCCGAAUGCUUUAAUGUCUGACUAGAACGGCACACAAAACGACAAAGCAAGUGAGCAGGAGGAAAGGCAGACAACUUGGUGCUCAGUUUGUCCCUUGUGAUCCCUGACCUGAAUCAGCAGCUCAGUCUGCAGGACCUGGGACUUUACAAGGCUGCCAGGAAGAGGUCAUUUGAGUAUCUUCUGACAUUGUCUUCCUGUGUCUCUAUAUGCCUUCAUGGAUUUCUCUGUAGCCCUUCCCAGCGUCUGCGGUGAAUAAAUCUUGAGUGUGA
Molecule: messenger RNA, 2857 nt
Organism: Erinaceus europaeus (western European hedgehog)
Lineage: Eukaryota; Metazoa; Chordata; Mammalia; Eulipotyphla; Erinaceidae
Gene: CEACAM20
Product: CEA cell adhesion molecule 20
Exons: 12
Coding region: 104-1888 (594 amino acids)
Biological process (GO): heterophilic cell-cell adhesion
Cellular component (GO): cell surface
Source: RefSeq, a predicted model, not a curated record